Messenger RNA from Brachypodium distachyon (stiff brome), 1884 nucleotides. RefSeq names its product serine/arginine-rich splicing factor SR45. The transcript has 12 exons. Gene Ontology annotation, cellular component: nucleoplasm; cytoplasm; ASAP complex. The coding region runs from base 292 to 1464 and encodes 390 amino acids. The record is from RefSeq and is a predicted model, not a curated record. Gene Ontology annotation, molecular function: RNA binding. NCBI's taxonomy places the organism in Eukaryota, Viridiplantae, Streptophyta, Magnoliopsida, Poales, Poaceae. Gene Ontology annotation, biological process: mRNA splicing, via spliceosome.
UUCACCCAAGUGACCUAUUAACAGUGACCUACUGACCUACUGUUAGCAAAAACUCAAGAAAAAGAUGACCUUUUUUAAAAUCUUACGACAAGAACCGUGUGGCCAGAUGAAGAUGAUGAUAGUAUACAGUGAUAAGAGUAGUAUCUAAGCUAAAAUAGCUAAGAGAAAAAAUAUUAUUCAACGCCUUUUUAGCUGCCAUAAAAUCAAAUCAAUGAAAAAGGAUUUUGGCUUGAAAGAAAAACAAAGCAAAGACAAGAGAGAGAGAGAGGAGAGACCGACACGACUCCGGCGAUGGCGAACCGGGCCGCCGCCGGCCGCUCCCCGUCGCCGCUCUCUUUCUCUUCCUCCUCCUCCCGCUCCCCCUCCCCUUUUUCCUCUUCGUCCUCCUCGUCUCGCGCCCGCUCCCCUCCCCGCCGCAGCUCGUCCGCCGCGCGGAGGCCCCGUUCUUCGCCGCCGCCGCCGCAGAAGAGGAAGGGAGGCCGCCGCUCGCCAUCGCCGGACAAACCCUCGCCUCCUCCUCCUUCUCCUCCUCCUGCCCCUCCCCUGAGGAAGCUGUCUCCGGUCCGCGACCAACCCUCGCUCGUCCUCCAUGUCGACCGCCUGUCCAGGAACGUCAACGAGGCUCAUCUCAAGGAGAUCUUUGAGAAUUAUGGUGAAGUCGUCAAUGUGGAGCUGUCCAUGGAUCGGGUGGUCAAUCUUCCUCGUGGGUACGGAUAUGUUGAGUUCAAGAGGAGAGCUGACACUGAGAAGGCGCUUCUUUACAUGGAUGGUGCUCAAAUUGAUGGAAAUGUUGUCAAAGUAAGAUUCGCACCAGCACCACAGCAAACAGCUGCUGCUCCUUCUUCACCAAAGGCUCUUCCUCAUCCUCCAAAAAAAGACGUGCCUGCUAAUGAUAGAGUUGGCCAGAGUACUGGAAAGGCCACUCAACAGCGGCCUAGGGAAUCAUCUCCUCAAAGAAAACUACCUUCCUCUCCACGAAGGAGGACUCCUCCAAGUCGAAGAGUUGAUUCACCUAGGCGGCGUCCUGAUUCGCCAACAAUUCGUCGUCGGACAGACCCCUCUCCAAUCAGGCGUGGUGAAACACCUCCUAGCCGCAGACCAGGAUAUCCAGUUAGAAGACGAUCUCCAUCUCCACUGCCUCAAAGGCUUACAUCACCAAGGCGCAUUUCACCCAGAAGAGGUCGUGGUAGUCCUAUCUGGAGACGUUCUCCAUUGCCUCCAAGAAGGAUGACACCUCCAAGGCGGAUGAGGAGUCCUCCAAGAAGGCUGCCACCUCUUCAUCGUCGUAGUAGAUCUCCCAUUCGCCGACCAUUUCGCUCCCCUUCCAGAUCAGUUUCUCCCCGAAGGGGCCGAGGAGCUCCUGUGAGGCGUGGGAGGUCAUCCUCGUCAUCUGGAUCAUUAACUCCUCCAAGAAGGUUUUCUCAUGUAGGGAGCUGGAAGGGUACCCAGAGGUCGCAGUCCUAGAAGGCCUUUCAGAGGGAGAAGCGCCUCUAGCUACAGCCGUAGUAGCGGCUCACCUUCCCCUGUUCGCAAUUAGAACUCCCUGCAUGGCCAGCAAUCCUGGUAGGUAAAAUCUUUUCUGUCACUUCACUCUUUAUCUCUGAUUAUCUCGUCUGCCUGUUCUGCUGCUGUCUCAACCUACGAUUGAUCGAGCUGCCAAUGGAUCGGACAUCGCUGGAGUCGGAAAACAAACAUGUGCUUAUCGGAGUCUCUGUCCAGUGAUGAGCAACGGGUUUCAUCGUGUAGUAGAUAAAGUUUGGUGUUCUCAAGUCAACAAAGCUUAAUGUUUGUGAAUUGCAAAGUUGUUUUCUCUGGUGAAUUGAAUUUUUUGUGAAGCUGCCUGAGCCUGGAAAUAAUAAAAGGAUUGACGUUUAAUUCCUCUUA